Messenger RNA from Tetrahymena thermophila SB210, 1209 nucleotides. RefSeq names its product transmembrane protein, putative. Lineage: Eukaryota; Ciliophora; Oligohymenophorea; Hymenostomatida; Tetrahymenidae. The record is from RefSeq and is a predicted model, not a curated record. The transcript has a single exon.
AUGUUUUAUUUAAAUAUUUAAAAAACUGAUGAAUUUAAUUUUUGGAAUUUUUUAUAAAUUCCUAUUUACUUGAUUUAUAUUAAAUUUAUUUUUUAUUUAUUUUUUUAUGGCUCAUUCCAUUAUUUUUUGUUAAAAAGAAUAUUUUAUUUUUAAUCUUUUAUUCAAAACUAAAAGCUUUGUGUUCUGAUUUAAGCUUUUUACUUAAAUUUACUUUUUCUAUAUCUACUGCUUGUGCUAGAGCAAUUCAGAAUUCUAUCUAAAUUAUCGAAAUUAAUUUCUAAAGCCAUAUCAACUACAUAAGAUUUACUAUUGAUUAAUUUUUAUUUAUUUAAAUCGUUUGAAUAAUUUAUUAACUUUCUAAUUAUAUAUUCUAAAGUUAUAAUAAAUUAAAAUAUCACAUAUAUUAUUAUAGUGAUAUUAGCUAUAUUUGUUAGAUUGCAUGUUUAGGAAUAGUCGUCUAUCAGUAUAAUUAGCAAAGGAAAAAUGCAAAGAAUAAUCAUCAUUAAUUCAGUAAAUAUCAAAUAGAUAUAAUCUCUUCUGCAAUCAAGAAAGGGUUUGUACUUGACAAGUGCCAAACAAAAUAUAAUCGAGAUACUUAAAAUAAUAAAGAGAUAAUAUUUAAUAGGACAAAAAGAUAAGCAAAUAAUUAGUAUUAUUUUUUUUAUUUCGAGCAAAAACCAAAAGUAUUUAUUGAAAGAUUUAUUUACAUCUAAGUUGUGGUGCAAAUAUAAAAAGGUAUUUAAAUCUAUGUCUUUUGAUUUUUUGAAGGUUACAAAUAAGUUAACUAAGUAAAUUGGUGUUAAAAUUCCUAAUAAGAUAAAAGAGAUUAAAUCCAUUUAAGAAAGAUGGCUCACAUUCAGAAAUAUAUUUACUAAAAAGUAGUUACUUGUUAUUCUUAUUAAUUUAGACUAAAAAUUUCCAAGGAAAUAAUUUUGUGCAAAAGAAGAUUUGAUAUUAUAUCUAAAUAAUAAAACUAUUCCUGCUAAAAUACUAAAUAAAACUACUGGGACAGAGAGAAAAAUUAAAUUCUGUGAGACAAGCUUAUCUAUAAUUAAUUUGUAUUUUAUUCCUACCAUAUACUCAACAUCAUUUACAUCAUCUGCUUCUGAUGAUUAGUAAUAAAUAUUUACAAAAUUAAAAGCUGCAAAUGAUUUAUACAAAAUUUAAGUGUUAUUCCGGUUUGCGAAGUAAAGGUUUCCCAGUGAUUGA